AUGCCGCUCGACGGACAUGCGCAUCUCGUCUCUCAAGGCUGGUCCGGGAAAGGCAACGGUCUCCGCCGCGGAGCCAUUGCGAAGCCCAUAACGGUUCUGCAGAAGAAAACACUGUCGGGCAUUGGGAAGGACCGCGACGAGGCGUUUCCGUUCUGGGACCACGUAUUCCAGGCCUCUGCAGUCAGCAUCCAGAUCAAAGUGCACAACUCUGACGACGAGUCUGACGCCGACGACACCGGCAACAGCGGCGCAUCCACCCCCGCGCCCGGCGCCUCCGCGCUCAGGCGCACGCAGACCGGCAUCCUCUCCAACCGCCGCCCGCUCGCGCGCACCCCCGCCGACUCCUCCUCCGGGACGUCCACCCCGUCCGCGGCCCCCGCGGGCGCGCACCGCCGGAGCGUCCUCGGCGCCGCGAAGCAGCAGGCCGCGCGCCGGCUGCUCUACUCCAUGUUCUACCGCGGCCCGGUCCUGACGAACGAGGGUGAGGAGAAGGAAGGGGGCCGUCAGUCGGAAGAGGGAGCGUCGGGGGAACCGGUGGCUGGGCCCUCUGCUGUCGCCCCUGCUGCCUCGGAGGCGGACGGCAAAAAGAACAGGAAGCGGAAGGCGGGUGGGGAAAGCGAGGAGGAUAGGGCGGAGCGCAAGCGCCAGAGACGGGCGGCGAAGGAGCAGGAAAAGCGGACCGGAGACCAGAAGAAGAGGGAGCGCGCUGAGGCGAUGGGCAAGGGGAAGGGAGGGCCUCCGACGACCGCACGCAAGGCGGAGAGGGCGGAGAGGAAGCGGCUCCGUGCGGAGAGGCGAGUGAGCAAGGAGGCGCGGCGGAAGCGGCGCGCGGACAAACUCGCGAGGAAGGCAGGAGGCUCGGAAACA
Messenger RNA from Epithele typhae, 867 nucleotides. RefSeq lists its product as uncharacterized. The record is from RefSeq and is a predicted model, not a curated record. The annotation marks the transcript as partial. Lineage: Eukaryota; Fungi; Basidiomycota; Agaricomycetes; Polyporales; Epitheliaceae. The transcript is spliced from 4 exons.